UCAAUGCAUAAACUUGUGUAUUAUUCCUAAAUAUAAACAAAUAUUUGUGACUAAAAUGGCAGCGGAAGCUUGUGAAAUAAAGAAGGAAACAUCAGCUGAAUCAAUUUGCCGCCUGUGCUUUACGGAACGUGAAAAUUAUCGGUUGAUUUUUGUAGACGAAUAUUCCUCGCUGCAUGCAUGGAUUGAGAAUCUCACAUCUUUGAAGAUCAUGAAAGUUCCAAACGCGCCAGGUUCGUUAUGCUUGGAGUGCGAAAACACAUUACACAACUUUGAAUCUUUUCGAGAGAUGUGUUUCACCAACGAUCGAGUAUUCACAGAGGUGUUUACUCAGGAUAACCGAGGGAAUGAUCGUAAGGUUGUUUCGAAUUUUUUUCCAGCAACAAACGAAAUAAAAAUGGAACUAAGUGAGGGCCAGAAAGCAGAUGUUUUGAACUUAACAAUUGAUGAAAAUUUUGAAAUUAAAUUAGAGUGCCCUGAUUUAAAAAUCGCAGCCACCAGUAUAGUCAAUUCAGAGGAAAAUGAUGAGUCAAGUAAUGGUGCAGAGGAAGAUCAGACUUUAAAAACGAAUGAAUGUCAUAUGGAACCAAUAGCUGAGGAAUGCAAUACAUUUUUAAAUAGUCUAAACAGACAAAUCCAGAUGGACAACAAAGAGAAACCACAUAUUUGCAGUUGGUGUAAUAAAGGAUUCAGACGUUCGAACCAGCUUAAAGUUCACAUACGAAGUCACACGCAGGAAAGGCCAUAUAUGUGUAAUGAUUGUGACAAAUCAUUCAGCACACUUAGUAAUUUGGUGCGGCAUGCGCGAUCUCCGAACGGUUGUAAACCAUACACAUGCGAUUUGUGUAAAGCCAGAUUUUCACACAGUUCCCAUCUGAUGCGCCACAAACUAGUCCACUCGAAGGAAAUCCGUACGGGCACUACAAUUUUUACAGAAGAAACAGAGUCAAAUCGUGAUAAAUAGGAUGUUUGGAAUUUGCAUGCGCGAUCUCACAGCGAGUUGGAAGCAUACUCAUGCGUGGUGUGUCAAGAGAAAUUUCCUCCAUUCAAAGGGUCAUCCGGUCUGUUAAUCCGUUUGUGAGGAGCGGUUCAUGACAACAGACUACCUGAAUGCUAAAGAUAGUUAAUUGUUGAAAAGUCAUAUUUUAUAAAAAAAAAAACUACACUAGUUUUUCUCCUACUUAUUAAUUAGGUAAUUGCA
Ochlerotatus camptorhynchus is the source of this 1198-nucleotide messenger RNA. RefSeq names its product zinc finger protein 287-like. The record is from RefSeq and is a predicted model, not a curated record. Bases 56 to 961 code for a protein of 301 amino acids. Gene Ontology annotation, molecular function: DNA-binding transcription factor activity; zinc ion binding; RNA polymerase II cis-regulatory region sequence-specific DNA binding. The transcript has 2 exons. Lineage: Eukaryota; Metazoa; Arthropoda; Insecta; Diptera; Culicidae. Gene Ontology annotation, biological process: regulation of transcription by RNA polymerase II. Gene Ontology annotation, cellular component: nucleus.